Molecule: messenger RNA, 3796 nt
Organism: Daphnia carinata
Lineage: Eukaryota; Metazoa; Arthropoda; Branchiopoda; Diplostraca; Daphniidae
Product: tubulin polyglutamylase TTLL5-like
Exons: 14
Coding region: 311-3070 (919 amino acids)
Biological process (GO): protein polyglutamylation; microtubule cytoskeleton organization
Cellular component (GO): cilium
Molecular function (GO): tubulin-glutamic acid ligase activity; tubulin binding
Source: RefSeq, a predicted model, not a curated record
GUUAUUUAGGGGAAAAGAACCACAAGGUUUCGUGUCGAUAGUCAUCUCGCCACACAGUCAUCGACGAUGUUUAAAAGACCGAUAUGUACCUCCUACCAGCAACGAUAACAUACCCCCAAAAGUGUUUCUGACAGGCAAAGGUGGAGACAAGUCGUGAGUGAAAACAUGGCCCUGCUGCAACUCAUUCUUUAGAAUUUUUUUUUUUUUACUAGACUCUCUAACUCGUUUGUUUCGGAGUUUCCUAUCCAGUUUGAGUAUAUCAAGUCGUUUCCUACAUGUCUCCAGCUUUAGUCAGUUGUUGAUAAUUAUUAUGGCUUCUGCAGCUCCUGUCAACAAUAAUAACGAAACCGAAGAUCCAGGGGAGGAUUUACACUUACUAGAGAACUGGCUAAUCCAGAUAGAGUCAGGAAGAAAACCUCCUGUUGCCAAGUUUAGGCCAAGUGUUUUGUCAGGGACGCCACCUUUCCAGGCUGGUAAAGCUUUGAAUUUAACUUUCCGAACUGCUCAAAGUGACACAUGGCUGGUCAGUGCACUAUUAGCUUCACAUGGCCUAGGAGAGGUAUCACAAACGUGCAAUGACUUCAACCUCCUUUGGACUGGGUCCCACCCCAGGCCACACACAUUCUCCUCACUUCGCUCAUACCAGAGAGUCAACCACUUUCCACGUUCAUAUGAACUGACAAGAAAGGACAGGUUGUACAAAAAUGUAGCAAGGCUUCAGCACUGUCAUGGGUCAAAGCACUUUGAUUUCCUUCCACCCAGCUUUGUCAUGCCAAAUGAAUACAGGGAUUUCUGGUCAGCUCAUCAUAGAUUGCAUGGGCCCUGGAUAGUCAAACCGGUUGCCUCGUCUCGAGGUCGUGGAAUCUAUUUAGUUAGUAAGCCUGAUGAAGUCCCAAUGGAGGAAUCUGUGCUCAUAUCCAAGUACAUUGCAAAUCCGUUGCUGGUCGAUGGCCAUAAGUGCGAUUUACGUCUGUACGUUGCUGUAACUUCUUACGAUCCGCUCGUCAUUUACUUGUACCGACACGGAAUCGUCCGUUUCGCCGCAGUGAAGUAUACGGCUGAUCAAAGCAGUCUGGACAACCCCUGCAUCCACUUGUGCAACUACAGCAUCAAUAAGUAUCACGCCGACUUUGUAGUUUCUGAGGAUCCCAGUGUAGAAGAUGUCGGUCAUAAACGAUCGCUAACAGGAUUUCUGAAAUACCUGCGAGCUCAGGGAAAAGACGUAUCUCGCCUGAUGCGCCGGAUCGAAGACGUAUGCAUCAAAGCUAUUAUGGCAGCUACCCCUCCAGUUGUUGCAGCUUGCAAAAUGUUUGUCCCUCACCGAAACAAUUGCUUUGAGUUGUACGGCUUUGAUAUUCUCGUCGAUGCGGAUUUGAAACCGUGGUUAUUGGAGGUGAACUUGUCACCUUCGCUUGGCUGUGAUUCGCAAUUGGAUCUGCGCGUUAAAUCAGCCAUGUUAUCCGAUUUAUUGACGCUUGUAGGCAUCCCUGCAGUGGAUCCUACCACCACGCCAACCACCCCUGGAUCAAUUGCUUCGCAAAGGCAAGGUCGAGCGAAGACAGCGCCCACAUCCACUGAACGCAAUCAAUAUCGGAGGGCACAAUCAGCUGACACUGGACCACGGACACGCCUUCACCAGUCCCGCGUCGUCAAAUUGACGGGUAGCGCGUCGACCCUCACUGCGGAAGAGUCACGCAUAUUAACGCAAUUGCGUGAUGAUUACGAACGACGUGGUGAUUUCAACCGCAUUUUUCCAACCGAGGAUUCCUGGUCACUUUAUGGUGACUUUAUUGAGACUCUUUGCUCAUCGCCGGCUCUGGCUUCUCCUGGAGUUAACUUUAAUCGAAUGGUCCACGAUCGACUCUUCCCGCUGAUCAGCAACAAUCGAAACAAUUCAGCAACAGUUGCUUCAGUUGCAGCGGCUGCAUCAGCAGCUGCUGCUGCUGCAGUUGCCGCUUCAAAUUCCACAUCGAGUGUGUCUUGCGACUCAACCGCUUCCACUGCUACGAGUCUCUCUGCUUUAAAUUCUGCCAAACUUCCCCCCAAAGUCCCCAAGAAAAUGCUUCGACCGGCGACAAGAUCGAACCCAGCCGCAGGAACUUCUGCGCGGUUUAGUAGCUCGAAUUGGGCACAUCCCAACUGGCGUUCCUUAAACGAAGAAUCUGAUGCUGAGUCUACUACCUCGUUUUACGAAGAUGCGGUUCUUCAAUCACUUACCAUAGACAACCGUCGACCAGGAAUGAUUCGGGGAAUUAAAAAAGCUCCGGCCGUUGAAGAUUCCCCAACGAGAAUCAAGAAAGAAAUCCAUGAUCAGCUGUCAAAUCAAUACAUCCUGAGUCAGGAGCAGAGCCGUCGAGGUUUUUCGCGUUAUUUGCGCUUUGUGCAGCAACGGUUACCUGGUCUCGAAAAUUCUACAGAUUGCGUAAACCAACUGGAUCUGAUUGAGCGUUUCUUACAACGGCUGGGAUCUGCUGGGCGUCUCCGUUCCGCAUCCCCGUCUCCAAAGAAUCCUGUAAAGAAAUUGACAGGUAGUGAUCGCGUGGCUUGUCUGGCAAGUAAACUGGGCGAAUUUCUUGAUCGCUAUGAACAAUCAAGUAGUCAUCAUCAUGGCGAUUGUGAAGGUGACCUCAAAGAGCUUAAGGUGGUGUCUUCGCCCGUGUUUGACGACUUUCUUGAACUUGCAAGUGAAAAGGAAAUUGAAGAAGUCCUCUGUCAGCAUUCCAAAAAUGCACCCUGUUCACACUUUCUGUCGGGCCGUUGUUAUCCACGCUCCCAUCGCUCAAAUAGCGACAGCGUUCGCAAUGCUAAUUUAGGGUUGCUCCGUGAAGCAUGUUGUCUGACUUCAUCUUCUUCGCCGGGCAUCUCUUCGACAGUGGGUGUUCGAUUGAAUAGUAGUCGCGUAAAUAGUCAGAAAACGAAAGAAGAGAAAGUCGAUUUAUCCGGUCGGAGCAAUGUCGUCGUCAGCUUCGAUUUACGAUGCGCCAGUAACCGUCGACAACUCACCCCUGCCAAUAACGCUCUCAGGCCUCUUACUCGAUCAAGUAUACUCAAAAGAGAAAAAUCUAUGUAACGUCUCCCUCUUACGUGUCAUAAGGCUCCAUUUCUUUGAUUGCCUUCGUUGGGUGGUUUUGCGGAAAAGCCAGAGUUUAAAUGUUAGCGCCAGUUUUAAUUUUAGUUAUAUUUAUAUUAAUAUUUUUACUAUUACUAUUAUUAUUUAUUUUUUUUUUUUUUGCGAAAGCAUUAAUCACAAAGCGGUCGCAUUUAUCGAUUUUACCCAAAGAGGCAACUACCAGUCCCACCUAUUUUGAAAAGAGAAUAGGAGCUACUUGUUUGGUUUUAUGUUAAACGAGCUUAAUGAGAAUUCUCGACAACGAUAUUUACUAGAACGUUCAAUUCACUGAUCGUCUUUGAAUUUGGAACAAUUCUUUGAAUAAGCCAUGUAAGAUACAACCAGCGCAUAGAGCAAUUAUUCAGUUAUUAGUAAAUUAGAUUUUUGUCUUUUGCUUCUAGCUUAGCCAAGUGAGUACUAGACGUACUUACGCCAAUAAUGUGUUCAAUUAACGUAUAUUUCGUGCCUGCCUAAGGAUGGAAAUGAGUGCAGUCUUGUUACAAAAUGCUGUUGCAUACUUCCUCAGUAGGCAAGCGGCUGUCUGGUAUUUUGUAAUUCUCUCGGCGUUUACCCAUACUAUACAUAGUAGGUUUUUUUCUUUUUUCUUCCCAAGAUUGUACUACCCUCCCUUUCAUAUACGGCCCUUUUAGAAAGUGCAAUAAUACAACGAACAUGAUGCGCCAACUU